UUCCCCCCCCCUCCCCGGUUCUCUAAAAAGUAUCCCAUCAGGACCCCAGAGGAGACUGUAUGUGUGAAGUGUAGGAUAAAAAGUUCUUCCAAAAUAGUGUGCACGGGGACGAGGAUGGGGGAUUUUGCAGCCCCCGCUGCCGCCGCGAAUGGCAGCAGUAUUUGCAUCAACAAUAACCUGAAGAGCAGCCUCAGCGGGGCCGGUAUCGGGGUUAACAGCACUCCCCAUGGCCCUCCUGCCGCCGCUCCCGGUAACAAUAACGCUGGUAGUGGCGGCAUUCCCAAGCACAGCACGGUGGUGGAGCGGCUGAGGCAGCGCAUCGAGGGCUGCCGGCGGCACCAUGUCAACUGCGAGAGCAGGUACCAGCAAGCCCAGGCGGAGCAGCUGGAGCUGGAGCGCAGGGACACGGUGAGCCUCUACCAGCGGACCCUGGAGCAGAGGGCCAAGAAAACGGGCACCGGCGGCGGCGGCAGCAGCAGCAGCAAACAACAGCACCAGAGCAAACAGCAGCAAGAUGCUGAGCCCGCCACGGCGGAGCAGAGGAACCACACGCUGAUCAUGCUUCAAGAGACGGUCAAAAGGAAGUUGGAAGGCGCACGUUCACCUCUCAAUGGGGAACAGCAGAAUGGAGUUUGUGACGGGAACUUUUCUCCAACCAGCAAGCGGACACGCAAGGAUGUGCCGGGCGUUGAGGCAAUCAACAGCUUGCCCAUUAAUUUGCCUUUGCCUGCUGUUUCUCCUCUCCACCAGCUUGACAUGAAAGCUCCUCUGCUCCUGCAGAACAGUGGAACUCACAGGAGUGGUCUGGAAGACUUGGGUGAAAAUGGUGGGCUUUCUGAGAUAAAGCUCCCUGUUAAUGGCUGCAAUGAGCUGGAUGACAGUUUUAACAUCCUGCACAACAAGGAACUAAAGCAAGAGCCUCUGGAUGACUCCAACUGCAUAGACACUUCUGAAACAUCUCUUUCAAAUCAGAACAAGCUCUUCUCAGACAUUAACCUAAACGAUCAGGAGUGGCAGGAGCUCAUAGAUGAGCUGGCGAACACCGUCCCGGAAGACGAUAUACAGGAUUUGUUUAAUGAAGACUUUGAAGAGAAGAAGGAGCCCGAAUUUCCCAAGCCUGCCACAGAGACUCAGGAGAGUGCGAGCGUAAAAAGCGAUCCAUCCCAUUCUCCAUUUGCUCAUGUCCCAUUAGGGUCUCCCCAGGUCAGACCGUCUUCUUCUGGCCCUCCAUUUUCCAACAUCUCCUCAGGCUCCAGCAUUGCUUCUGCAUCCAGUGCCCCACUGGCCCCAGUCCCUGCUGGAUCACCAGCAAACUGUGUUGUCCAGUCCCCUCAGACUCCCAGCCAGGCCCACACUCCCGGGCAGACACAGGUGCGCUCUGGAAAUGGCUUCCUGAUGAACCCAGCAUCGGGGCCUGGGCCAGUGACCCUGCCCAGCGCUGACCUGUCCCCAGCUGAGCAGCUCAAGCAGAUGGCAGCCCAGCAGCAGCAAAGAGCCAAGCUCAUGCAGCAGAAGCAGCAACAGCAUCCAAAUCAGCCCUCAAGCUGGUCACCGGUGGGGCCUCCAUCUAGUCCCUACGGAGGACCCUUCAGCGCAGACAAACCAAAUAGUCCAAUGAUGUAUUCUCAAGCCUUUAACAACCAAAACCCUGGAGUGCCUCCUAUGGCAAACAAUCCCCAGAAGACCACAAUUAAUAACUACCUCCCUCAAAAUCACAUGAACAUGAUCGGUCAGCAGCCAAAUAAUUUGGUCACAAACUCCUUGGGCAAACAGCCCAAUGUGCUUUCUUAUGGCAACACUAAACCUCUGACCCAUUUCAAUACUGAGCUGAGUCAGAUGAUGAGCCCAGCAAUGGCAAAUCCCGGGAAGAACACCAUGAUGCCGUACAUCCAGCAGCAGCAGCAGUCCCAGCAGACGCAGAUGCCAGCUCAAGUGGCACACCUGAGCGAGGAGCAGAAACGCAUGCUCAUCAUGAAGCAGAAAGGAAUGAUAAACCAGCCCAUGGCGUAUGCAGCGCUCCCUGCCCUUGGUCAGGAGCACCAGGUGGGAUUGUCGCGGCCCGCGGGGCCCAUGCCGCCUUCUGUGCCGGCCGGCUCCAGCAGCAUAGUCGCAGGCACCGGCUCCGGGGGGCACUUCCUUGGGAGCCAGCCCCAGGCAGCCAUCAUGAAGCAGAUGCUGAUCGAGCAGAGAGCGCAGCUCCAUGUGAUGGAGCAGCAGAAGCAACAGUUUCUCCGAGAGCAGAGGCAGCAGCAGCAGCAGCAGAUCUUAGCGGAGCAGCAGAUGCAGCAGCAGUCACAUUUGCCUCGGCAGCACCUGCAUCAACAGCGAAGCCCAUAUCCAGUGCAACAGGUCAAUCAAUUCCAAGGUUCACCCCAGGAUAUAGUGGCUGUGAGAAACCAGGUAGCGCUCCAGAGCAUGAGAACAUCCCGAAUGAUGGCCCAGAACACGAGCAUGAUGGCCAUGGGUCCCUCCCAGACCCCGAGCACGCUGCUCACCGCUGCGGGCCAGUCGGAUAUGGCCAUGACUCCUUACAGCAACGCCUCUUCCAGCCAGCCAGGAAUGUACAGCAUGAGCACAGGCAUGAGCCAAAUGUUGCAGCACCCAAACCAAAGUGGCAUGAACAUGGCACAGAGCACGGGCCAGGGAACGAGGCAGCCUGCCUCUGGACAAGCAGUGGGAAUGGUUGGCAAUUUUGGUCAGAACAUGCUGGUAAACUCUGCUCUUCCCCAGCAUCAGCAGCAGAUGAAAGGACCUGUGGGCCAGGUGUUGCCAAGGCCACAAGCACCACGACUUCAAAACCUGAUGGGGACUGUCCCUCAAGGAACGCAGAACUGGCAGCAGCGAGGCUUGCAAGGCAUACCUGGAAGGACUAGUGGUGAAAUGGGGCCCUUCAACAACGGCACCACGUAUGCGAUGCCAUCUGGGCAGCCACGGCUGUCCAAGCAGCACUUCCCACAGGGGCUCAAUCAGACAGUUGUGGACACAAGUGGGACAGUGAGAGCCGUGAACCCAGCGCUGGGGAGACAGUUGCUGCAACCUCUACCUGGGCAACAGGCAGGCAGCCAGGCCAGGCCGAUGGUGAUGCCAGGAAUAAGCCCAGGGGUGCCUGCCAUGUCAGGCUUCAAUCAGCCCCCAACGCAGCAAAUGCCAGGUGGUACCUUUGCUCAGAGCAGCCAAGGUCAGGCCUAUGAGAGGAAUCCCACUCAGGACAUGUCUUACAACUACAGUAAUGGAGGAGCAGGGGGGUCAUUCUCCAGUUUAGCAGAGGGCACAGACCUUGUGGACUCCAUUAUUAAGAGCGGACCAGGGGAUGAGUGGAUUCAAGAACUUGAUGAGUUGUUUGGAAACCCCCAGUGAAUGGGAUUGUAUAGUCUGGAGCUUUGGUUACGUUUUGUUACGUUUGAACAAGCAAAGAGGGAGUCAGAUGUUCUCCUCAUCCCUGGAUUGUUGGUUUUUGUUUGUGUUGAGUUGGUUUGGGGUUACUUUGUUUUCUUUUGUUUUUAAUUGUGCAAACCGAGCUGAUCUGUAGCCAACUUUGGAAGAUUCAGGGGACGAUGAAAACAUCAGCAUCCCAAAACUGUCACCAAGCAAUCUCUGCUGUGUAGCAGCGCCCACUCAGCGUGUGUGUGAGGCAGAAUGGAGAAACUGGAAAAGCCGGCUGAUUGCACAGCGGUGAGGGGUGGUCCCGGUAUCUCCCACCUCAUAUGACUGUGCACAUUGCAGCUGCCAGGGGAGCAGAUGGAAGAGCAGGGAGCAAAGCCUACAGACAUUCAGGGGCGAUUGCACAGGCCCUGGUCAGAAACGGGCUUAACCCCAAGGGCAAGCAGGUCUCGGAGAGCCAUGGCCAGGCCGAUGGAGCUGGCUAUGGGCUGUCCUAAGGGAAUGCACAACACUCACAUGGCAAACCUAAACAACCACAGGGAGGUCACUGUUUUCACUGCAGAGUGAUAAACCCCACUACAAGUGCAGAAGAACAUAAAUCUGGCAGUGUUGUGAGGGCAGAUUGAUUAUGUGACUGCUGCUGGAGACAGCCUAGUGGUGGGUUAACUUAAUGAACUGCUUAGUCCCCUUGAGACUUGAAAUAGUGCUUAGCAAGUCAGAGCACUUGGCAUGGCCCAGCUGCAUGGGGUGUUGAAGGGCUGAGAGGUACCAAGAGACAUUAGCAGAGCUCCUCAGCUGGUCCCUCCCUCUCCUUCCUCCCCAGGGUGUUCUCAGUUCACUCCCUUCCCCUCCUGUUCCUUCAGUGUAAAGUGAGCUGAGCUGGCUGCACUUUCUUUUUCAGGCAAGCCACAAAGGGCCAGGCAAAGGAGGAGAAAACAGGCAUGAGAAAACAUACAGUGAGGGUUUGGCACACAGGAAGACUUUCUCCUCCCCUCUUGAAAAGCCCAGGUUUGCCAUGUAGUAUUACCUCAGGACGUCUGGGCUCUUGAUGUGAUAUGUUCAGUUUUAAAUAGAUGUUUGGUCUAAUCUCUCUGGUUUGCUGGAAUAAAAUUCACUGCAGUAUUUGAAGAACAGGAGUCAGUGAAGGACUACCGUAAAGAACAUUCAUGAGUUGGUAAAAUAAUUGAUAUUACAAACAUGGAAUCUGCCCAAAUAAGGUUUUAGAUAAUAGGGAUGUAUCAGUAUCUCCACUGUUUGGACCAGUGCUGAGCAGCCCUGUGAUGAAGCUGUGACAGAUCUCACACAACACUGAAGUCACCAGCCAUUCUGAGUGUAUACAGCAGGGUUCUCAAACUGCAGUUGGAGGCUGUUUUCUGGAACCUAUUACCUCUUAUCAGUGUUUUCAGCUGAGAGCUGUUUAUCAGGUUAUAUAGUUAUGCAUAUAAAAACAUUAACAUGACCCACAGUCCAGAGCUUUAGCACCCUCUGGCCUAGCGCUGGCCUCUGAGAGCCAUGAGUCGUGCUCUGCAGCAGUGUUCUAGUGCCAGUCCCAAUUCCCCAGCUCCUAAUCACCUCCUUUUGUGCAGUUCUCCCUGGGCCCAGCCAUGCCAAGUGCUGAGCCCCUGGCUUCCAUGGAAUCUGAGGGCCUUGGCACUUGGCAGUUUCAUGUCCUGCCUUUCCCCAUGGAGCACAGACAUGCAUCACAUUAAAGAGGGAGUCUGGAACCAUCUCAGUGCGCCAUUGAAGCUCCCUUUUGAGCAAUUUCCCUUGCUGGGCUUGCCUAGUGGGGGGAAUUACCUGUUCUAAAUGCUGUGAUGCAGCAGGACAAGCUGCAUUUUUAAUGUGCUAAAGGUGAGCCAUCAAUCCAACCUGCCCUGACUGCUACAUUUUUAAAAAUGGCUUUAAUCGCAUCUCUUUUAGCUGACCCCUUUUCAAAAUACAGCACAAGGGCCAAUUCCAGCUCCUGCUGAGGAUGAUGAGCAUGAUUAGCAUGCCUGCUCCAUCAGUAGGAGCCAGACUGGGCCCUAAUUCAGAGAAAGGGAGCACCAGCCAAAGUUUUUGGUUCACCCUGUGGGUCAGUAUCUCUUGGUCAGAAUGGAAGGGAUAGGCAAACUCUGGGAGAAGCAGCACCCUGAAGGGACCAGGGUGCUGUGGCUCCAUGUGUGUCAGCGUGAGCAUGGGGCACACGCAUGUGUGACAGAGCUGUGACGGGGUGGGGGGGCAGCCACCCUGCUGGGCAGGGGACGGUGCUGGGGACAGCACAGCCCCCAUGCCUUGGGUGAGAGCGAUCAGGGCUCACCUCUCAACACAGAGGUGGGAAAGGGGAAUUCAGAAACACACACCCACCUCACAGCAGCCAAUGCAAGCUGGUGUGCAUCGGGGAGAUACAGGCCUUGAUGAUAAAUGGUGGUCAAGAGGAGUCUCUGUUGUCUUUGUAAAGCUUCCUCCAAAUACUCCAUACUGGGAUCAAGUACUAGAGAACAGAUUUUAUUAGAUUUGGGUUGAUUGGGGUUUUUUUGUUUUUUUUUCUUUCUUACUAUGGUGCUGAUGUAUAUGUAAUGUUUUAAAAAAAGUCAUUUGUAAAUAUGUUUUUACAAUUCUACAGAUAUCACUGGGUCUACUAUCUGUAAAAUAUAUACAUAUAAAUAUAUAUAUAAAUAUAUAUAUAUACUGUUUGUUUAAAAUAGAGUAUUUUUAUUUCAUUCCUUGACUCAUCCUUACUGCAGUGGCAUUGCACUUCAGAUGACAUCUAAUUACUAAUUUGUACUGUAUCCCUGACAGCAACAUGCUCUGUUUUAUUCAGAUUUUUCUAGUUUUCUGGUUUUACUUUGUACAUUAAGCAUUGCUUAUUUCCUUUUAAGAUCUGUACAGAGUCUGAAAACAUAGAAAAAUACCUGAUGUUGCUUUUAAAGAAAAAGAAACAAAACAAGAACAAACAAAACAAAACAAAAAACCAACCAAACAAAUAAAAGAUGGUUA
This is a messenger RNA of Vidua chalybeata, 6360 nucleotides long. It is a transcript of the gene MAML3, whose product is annotated as mastermind like transcriptional coactivator 3. The record is from RefSeq and is a predicted model, not a curated record. Bases 115 to 3357 code for a protein of 1080 amino acids. Gene Ontology annotation, molecular function: transcription coactivator activity. Gene Ontology annotation, biological process: positive regulation of transcription of Notch receptor target; Notch signaling pathway. Gene Ontology annotation, cellular component: nuclear speck; nucleoplasm. NCBI's taxonomy places the organism in Eukaryota, Metazoa, Chordata, Aves, Passeriformes, Viduidae. The transcript has 5 exons.